Trametes versicolor FP-101664 SS1 is the source of this 633-nucleotide messenger RNA. RefSeq lists its product as uncharacterized. The coding region runs from base 1 to 633 and encodes 210 amino acids. The record is from RefSeq and is a predicted model, not a curated record. The transcript is spliced from 2 exons. NCBI's taxonomy places the organism in Eukaryota, Fungi, Basidiomycota, Agaricomycetes, Polyporales, Polyporaceae.
AUGACUCGCCAGCGCCCCGCAAAGUCCACUUUCCACACGCUGGGGGACACCGCCCGCGGUGCAUACGCACGCAAGGAGAUGCAGCUGCGGAGCGAGGUGCGAAAAGGGCUGAAGCAGAAAUUAGUGAGACGUGUCGGCGACGUGGACCCCAAGGUGUCGAUGCAUUGGACCGUGAGCGGCCUCUGCAACAACAUCUACCUUCGCCACCGCCUCAAACUGGUCGGGUGGCCGAAGGGGAUUGUUUUCGGUGACUUGAGCAAGACGGUGACCGGGCUGGACCGGAUCUCGAUACUUGUUGAGGCGCUACGGAGCGGGGACCUCACGUUCGAGCCUAUCUCGCAGGCCGAGUACGAUGCCGCUAAGCAGAACCCGCUGCUCGCGGCGCCCACUCACCUGAACUGUGGCCUGAGGCCGCACCCGAGCCGCGACGACAUUGGGAGGCGGCGAGGGAGCAGCAAGGUCGACCCGGCAAUCUACCCGCCUCGACAUGUGCGAGAUGGGCCGAGGUCGUCGAAGGUGGUGUCGGACGAAGCAGAGGCGAGGGCAGAAGGGCCGGAGGAGCCUCACGAGUUGUUCAAGGGCGGGCAGCUGUACGCGGGGCCGCGUCCUGGCCGGUUGCAGAUCUUGAACUGA